This is a messenger RNA of Xyrauchen texanus (razorback sucker), 2246 nucleotides long. It is a transcript of the gene paip1, whose product is annotated as poly(A) binding protein interacting protein 1. The record is from RefSeq and is a predicted model, not a curated record. Gene Ontology annotation, biological process: regulation of translational initiation. NCBI's taxonomy places the organism in Eukaryota, Metazoa, Chordata, Actinopteri, Cypriniformes, Catostomidae. The transcript has 11 exons. Gene Ontology annotation, molecular function: protein binding; translation activator activity; RNA binding. Bases 188 to 1462 code for a protein of 424 amino acids.
GUUUGUCAGUCAUCACAGAAGGCUGGAUGCCAGAAACAGAAAUAGUAAACAUGAAAGUGAGAAGUAGAGAUUAAGAUAAAAGCUGUGUAGUUAGUGUUCAACGGCCUCCACAUAUCAGAUCACUGUGUUUAUUAGUGUUUGAUGACAGAGUUUGGAUCGGAUUGGUGGGAUCCGCGAGAAGACGAUCAUGAACAACAACAAUAACGGCACACCAUCCUCCUCGUCCGAGGGUGGAGAUACUGUGAGAAGUUCGGUGUUUAACCCGGGUGCACCGCUGAGACAGCCGCGGACGUCUCCUCCGGUCGGGGAAAGCAGCACAGAAACCAGAGGAUUACCAACAACUUUCAAUUCAGGGUACAAUAACAGCAGUUCAACUGUUUUAAAAACGGCAGAUUCGCUGGUGAAAAACUCUAAACUUUCUGCAGCCGCACCUGAGUUUGUCCCGAGCUCUUUUGCAUCAUGCCAGGAUGAUGUGUAUAUUGAUGGAUCUGAAGGAUACUACAAUGAGCCCUCAUUGGCUGAUAUGGUUCAGGAUUUUGUAAGCCAUUUGACCUCGUCUCCAGGGUCCUUUGAGGUAGAAAUCGAUUACAUCACAGAUACGCUGAACGGCUAUGCUACCACAGAGGAGGCACUUCAGGAACUAGUAGAGCUCAUCUACGUACAGUCGACAUCUGUUCCUAACUUCUCCUACACGGGGGCACGGCUCUGUAACCAUCUGUCCCAACACAUCAUUCUCAGUCCAUCCAGCGGGAACUUCCGUCAGCUUCUGCUGCAGAGGUGUCGUACAGAGUAUGAGCUGAGAGAUCAAGCUGUGAAAGGAGAUGAGGGGACCCGGAAAAAGUUUCAUGCAUAUGUGUUGUUUCUAGGGGAACUUUACAUUAACCUAGAGGUCAAAAGUGGCAAAGGCAAAGUAGGACGAGCUGAGGUCUUACUGGGAGGUCUAAAGGAUCUUUUGAACGCACUGUUCUCACACCCCGACGACCCAAACCUAAUCUGUGCUGUUAAAUUACUCAAGCUGAGCGGUUCGAUUUUGGAGGACGCAUGGAAGGAGAAAGGAAAGUCAGACAUGGGAGAGAUAAUCAAGAAGAUUAAAGAUAUUUUGUCGGAUACCAAAUGCAGCCAAUAUGUCAGACAGAUGUUGUCGAAACUGGUGGAGUUACAGUCGAGUAACUGGGGGCGAGUUUACACUGCUGCUGUGUCCAGUGACGCUACUCCUGACAAUGACCCCAACUACUUCAUGAAUGAACCAACAUUCUACACAGUAGAUGGUACACCUUUCACAGCAGCAGAUCCUGAGUACUCCGAGAAAUAUCAGGAGAUUCUAGACAGAGAAGAUUAUUUCCCUGAUGUAUAUGAAGAGAAUGGAAAUGAAUCUUUUUGUGACGAGGACGACGAGAUGGAUCCAGAGAUCGAGGAAGCGUUUGAGAAGUUUUGUUUGGAAGCAGAGUUGAGCAGGAAGUAAUAAGUGCUGUGGACUGUCAACACCACACCAGACUGCUGGAAUGUUUCAAAGUGGGCGGAGCCAAAUAUUUUGCUUGAUUUUUGUUUCAUUUCUCAAAACGCACUUCCUGGCUAGUGUCACUGGAUUGUACGGAUGGGAUUUCUGUUUAUUUGUAACGCAUGACGAUUGGCGAGUCCGUCAGUCGACAGUAGCCAUGGGUUGGACAUUUGGGUUGUGAGAUUCAUCAUUUUAUGUGUGUUCUGAUUUGUCAAAUAUCCAGAAAAAAAAGAAAAGGUUUGCAGUGAGAUUUUAAGAUGAGCCGAAGAGGAGCUUUAUUAAGUGUAUGUGUGUGAUUUGUUUGCAAACUAACCGCUCAAUAUCAAAGUAACUGUUGGAGAAACACAAUAUCAGGUGGCAUUCUCACUUCUCAAGGCUUUGCCGUUUCUUGAGAAAGACAAUAAAGUUUAGAAAUGUGUUGUUUUAAGUGUUCUUCCUUUCUUAGAUUCUUCUGAAACCAUUUUAGAGUGUUCUUUUCUUUUUAUGCACAUGGUAGAGGAAAAGAGGAUCUGCCACUUUUUAGUUGGUUUGUUGUUUGGGGGGUUUCCAGAUAUGAGAAGUGUGUGGAAAAAGGUGAAGAUAAUCUCUGCACUGUUUUGGGAGUUCACAGAUUCAUUUCCACUGCGAUUUUCAGAAAAGAUCUGAUGACCGACAUCUCACGGAUCCCAUAGAAACGAAUGUGUAUAUCAAUAUAGUUGUAAAUAUUAUUAACUGCAUUGUUUGCUUGCAAUAAAUCUUUAUAAAAACA